Molecule: messenger RNA, 336 nt
Organism: Salvia splendens (bonfire salvia)
Lineage: Eukaryota; Viridiplantae; Streptophyta; Magnoliopsida; Lamiales; Lamiaceae
Exons: 1
Coding region: 1-336 (111 amino acids)
Source: RefSeq, a predicted model, not a curated record
AUGAAUGAGAAGGAAAAGGAGGAGGUGGUUCUUGAUCAUUCCGCCCAUGUUCAUCCACUCAUUCUGACCAAAUCAGCUAGCAAUAGCAUUUAUGGUUGUUUUGGGUGUGAGAAGUACAUCUUCUCCGGAGAGACGAUCUACAGAUGCCGUGACGAAUGCAGCAACCGAACACUACACGAAGGAUGUGCAGUAAUGCCGGCAGAGAUCACCUUCUCCUUGCACCCUCAACACACCCUCGUCCAAAGACCCAAAGGAGUGUGGUCCGGAUACUCAUGUGCCAUCUGUUUAGAAUUGGGUACUACUGCAGUAGCUCAUGCCACUUCCAGAUCCACUUAA